Molecule: messenger RNA, 4206 nt
Organism: Eleginops maclovinus (Patagonian blennie)
Lineage: Eukaryota; Metazoa; Chordata; Actinopteri; Perciformes; Eleginopidae
Gene: gnl1
Product: guanine nucleotide binding protein-like 1
Exons: 12
Coding region: 182-2014 (610 amino acids)
Molecular function (GO): GTP binding; GTPase activity
Source: RefSeq, a predicted model, not a curated record
GAAAUGUGGUCUCGUCCAAAAUCCUCUGCGGUCUGCAGCAGUGGAUAUGGCGUCACUGAAAAGUGUAGGAGUCGAGAAACUUCACCCAUGUAAAUAACGUGAAGAAGAAAGCUGUGUGACACGCUGUAGAUAGCAAUUCGCAGUACAUAGCUAUAUUUAUUUACCAGCUUACUUUAUAAAUAUGCCCCGGAAAAAGCCAUUUAGCACCAAACAGAAGAAGAAACAGCUACAAGUCAAACGGGAGAGAAAGAGAGGUGACACAGGUUCAGGGCCGAGCAGCCGCAAUGCCAGUCUGGAGCGAGGACAGCGGCAGUCAGACACCUCAGACAGUGAAACCACUGAUGUGAGGAAAAUAAAUCAGCAGCCCUUCACCAGGGAAGGGAGAUAUGACCCCAACAGGUUCCGACUGCACUUUGAGAAAGAGAGCAAAGAAGAAGUGGAAAAGAGGAAAAAGGUGGCCAGGGAGAAGGUGCUGAAGCCAGUCUCAGGGAAAGAACAUGAGAUCAGCAUCGAUGACGUCUUCCCUCCAGAGAAAGGUCUUGGUUUCCCACGACGGCCGCCCUGGAGUUAUGAGAUGACACGAGAGAACCUGCUGAAGAAAGAGGAGAAGUCGUACAGAGAGCACCUGGAUGACCUGCACUCCAGAAACCCGGAGGGCUCUCUCAGCCACUUUGAGCACAACCUGGAGACAUGGAGGCAGUUAUGGCGAGUGUUGGAGAUGUCAGACAUCAUCCUGCUAAUCGUGGACAUCAGGCACCCGGUGCUGCAGUUCCCUCCAUCCCUGUACAACUACAUCACAGGAGAACUGGGGAAGCAGGUGGUCCUGGUGCUGAACAAAGCCGACCUGUGUCCUCCACCACUGGUGAUCGCCUGGAAACACUACAUGACCUCCCAGUUCCCCCACCUGCAGAUAGUCUGCUUCACCUCCCACCCGGGACAGCCCUACAGCACAGUGCUCCAGAAGAAGAGGAUGAGGAAGAAGGCAGACUGGAGUCACUCUGGGGGACCUUUAGACAUUCUGAAGGCCUGCCAGGAGAUCACAGCGGGGAGAGUUGACCUGUCCAGCUGGGAGCAGAAGAUCCGGAGGGAUGCCGGUGCUGAGCAAAUGGAGGGAGAGCGGCUAGAUGAGGAAGCAGAGACGGUUCUGGUGGAGCAUCAAACUGACAUCGCUAUGGAGAUGAACAGCCCGUCUCAUGAGCUGUACAAAGACGGGGUUCUCACACUGGGCUGCAUAGGCUUUCCGAAUGUUGGCAAGUCCUCGGUUAUUAACAGCCUGGUGGCGAGGAAGGUGGUGAGCGUGUCCCGGACUCCAGGCCACACCAAAUACUUCCAGACGUACUACCUCACCCCGACAGUGAAACUCUGUGACUGUCCUGGUCUGGUUUUCCCCUCCAUCGUGGAUAAACAGUUGCAGAUUCUGGCAGGUAUCUACCCCGUGUCUCAGCUGCAGGAGCCCUACAGCUCAGUCGGUUAUCUGUGCGAAAGGACUCCGACUUACUCUGUGCUGAAGCUCAAACAUCCCAGUCUGGUGGACAGCAAACCCCACCUUGGAAUUCAGGGGUCUGAGGACCUCAAAUGGACUGCCUGGGAUGUGUGUGAGGCUUGGGCAGAGAGGAGAGGCUAUAAGACGGCCAAAGCAGCUCGCCUGGAUGUUUACCGAGCAGCGAACAGCCUCCUGCGGUUAGCGAUCGACGGCAGGUUGUGCCUCUGCCUGAGACCACCGGGCUACAGCUGCCUGAGGGAGCACUGGGAAAACCACCCAGACCUGCCGGAGAUCAUCGCUCUGCAGGGGAGGACCACGACGAAGGAGGAGGAGGAGGUGGGGGAGAGGGACGAAGACGAGGACGGAGAGUCCAGCACCGAGCCGGAGGACGAGAGGGACCGGGACGCUGACGACGACGAGGAUGGGGAUGAUGAAGACGAGGGGUUUGCACACCCGAAACCGAAGGAGGAAAAGCCAUCUGGCUUCACUGUCAACAUGUUCAAUGUCCUGCGGGAAAACGAGUGCGAGUGAUGAAGACGAGCAAAAAGUCAGAAGUGGUUCCUUUUCCCCGUUGUGCACUUUUCAUUCUUCUUUCUCCUAAAUCUGCAUUCCCUCUUUUUUUUGCAGCUCCACUCCUCAUAUCAUCCUUCUGUGUACUUUAACAUGAUCUAAUGUGAUGAAUUCCUUCCUGUGAUAUACGGAGCAUAUCCAUGUGUUCCUGCUGUGCCUCUGCUCUGCUUCUUCGUCAUCCACAAAUCCACAAAUGUUCUUUAGUGGCGCCUCUAGGAGUGGGUUUGGUUUGGUUUUGGUUUGACGGUUCCUUUUCUUGCAUGUAGUUCUCAGAAGAAGCUAAACGAACAAAGUAAUUUCCCCCUCAGUCUGGGAUAAUCAAUCAAACUGGUUUUCAAUCUCUUUAUCGAUGAGUGACUUUGCAGCUGAGUUGCCAAAGUUCAGCAAAGGAUGAUAAAACUAAAUCAGAUGUCGAUAUGAUGUCAUUCACUGGAGCCGCUGCCAGCUUUUAGAGCAGCUGGAGAUUUAAGAGCUGGACUGUAAAUCUCCUUUAUGGACCGGAGUUCGUCAAAACUUUGGUUAAAGGGUGUGGGGACGGGAUAUGGGAGAUAUCGGGCUAUAAAAGUGGAAUGAAUAAAACCAACAUUUUACACACAGUGACCAGAGCGACGGCUCCGUUAGAGGUUUAUUUUUCUGAACUAGGGUUAGAAAAGAUUGUAUAAACGAGCGAUAUUUUAUUUGGUGUGGUUUCACACAGACAGCAGGAAGUAAAGAAAAUGUUUUGGGGGGGGGGGAAUCCUUUACUGCUGGAUGAGGCUGUUUCAGGAAUUUAGCUUGUAGUGUUUUAACUACUACAAAUAUUAUCCUGAGAGGCUGACCGAGAUCUACAGUGUGGGAUUUUGUCUACACUUAUUCAGCGAGUUAAUUUAUAGCAGUAGAGCGGGUCUGAUCCAGAGAAGCUUGACAGUCUGUCCCAGGAACAGGUCCAAACUCUGGUUAAUAUCACUUUCUCUCUGAGGGUUAGACGAGAAGAUUAAUGCCGGUCUUGUAUCUGGAGUUCGAGAAAGGAGAGGUAAAAACUUGGUGUUGAAUCACUCAGAAAAGAUAUCUAAUUGCUUAUAUUUGGACUGAUAUUGCAAUCUGAUUCACAUUUUUGUAGGACAUGAUUAUUUCUGUAGUGUUCAAAGUCUCAUUUUCAUUUAAAGAAUUUACAUUAAAAUGAUCAUAGGGAUGAUUUGUAUGAACUAAACAAAAUGUGGGGAGUUUUUUGGGGGAUUUGACAAAUACUUUUCCAGUCCAUAUUGUCAUUUUGAUCAAACUCAGAUUAGUUAUUCAUCCCUACAAAAAAGAAAUCCGAGAGACCCCUGAUCCACUCAUUAUUAUCUUGUUUGUUUCGCCGAACACAAACCAAAGAGUCAAAAUGAUAUGCAGUUUAAGACUCCAGGUAGUAUCAUCCCCUAUCCAAGAAAAAGUCAACCCCUUGAAACGGGAAGUGUGUGGUGUGGCUUUGUAUGGUUUAAACCAACAAGACAUAAUGAGUCGCUUGUAUAUUAACCGUACAGAUAUAACAGUUGUAUGGUUCUUAUCACCUAACUCUCUAUGAAAGUGAUAUUUACCGACAUGUUGAACCACUCCUUUAUCACAUAAAGACAGUCUGACCCUCUUGGCUUCCAUCUGUCGGUCAUUGUAAAUACCAUCACACCCUCUCCAUCUGUUUUAUGAACUAUAACUAUGAUGCUGUGAUCAAUUUCAAAGUCCGAUCUUUAAAAGCUGUUAAGACCUGCUGCAGACAAUUCUCAAUAUCCGCCAUGUUUUCAUCUCAUUUCCCUCUGAACUGACUUUUGUUUUUGUCUUGUCUCUCUGUCUCUGGUGUGAUAACCCCCGCUACAAUCCUGAGUGCUGUAUUAUAGUGUGCUGUCGCUCCCCUCCGUGUGCACUGAGGGGACUCUGCAGCACCGUGCUGUGUUACUGUGUAAUGCAUCACACUGCAGCAGACAUUUCUACCAUUGGUACAAAGUGAAGCAGAUAUUCGACACUACCGGCAGACUUUUUUUUUGUUGAUGUGAAUUAGUUUUUUUGUUGUUGAAACAUUACAACUGAAAGAGUCUGGAGAGAAGUGUGAAGGCUUGAGGUGAUUUCAGGUGUCUGCUGCAUUCCUCAUUUCAUUCCUGAUGACUGGACUGCUUUCUGCAAUAAAAUAAAUAUUCCUUUAA